AUGCAAGAAGACAAAGACCGCAGGGCUGCUCGCAAGGGGAGACUCGAAGAGGUCUGGGAAGACACCCGCACCGAAGGCGAGAAGCCCACAGAGACCGACGAUGAUUUCCUUGAUCGAUUGACAAAUCUUCCGACCGGAUCAGAAAGCCGCGUUUGGUUGCAACUUCGCUAUUGUCUGGGCCACUGUUCUGAACACCAGUGA
Molecule: messenger RNA, 201 nt
Organism: Letharia columbiana
Lineage: Eukaryota; Fungi; Ascomycota; Lecanoromycetes; Lecanorales; Parmeliaceae
Exons: 1
Coding region: 1-201 (66 amino acids)
Source: RefSeq, a predicted model, not a curated record